AAACAUAAUUUAUGUGUUUAGCUCGUCGUUGCGCCGUGUCAAUGAAAUCAUUUUAACUUAUCGCCAUGUCGGCAACCUCAUCGGUUGAAACACCCACAACACAAAAUCUUCAGAGUAAAACGGCAAUAGUCAUCAGUGAACAAAACGUGCAAUCGCAAUAUGUGAAACGUUCUUUUUCCGUAUCUUUAAGCGUGUCUUCUUCAACUUCAUUAGGAGCCGCUGGGUCGGCAAUCUCUCCAUCAGUAGAUGAGAGAACUGCUGUGAUUGCUCCACCGCAACUGCUUUUGCAGUCCUCAUCAUCCUCAACCUCAACAAAUGUGGCAGCCACAAUAGCAGCAGUGCAUCAGCGCAAAUCGUACUCUUUAGAGCAAAAAGAAUCAUCGUUGCGGCAUCAAGUAAAGCCAAACCAACAGCUCGCAAAUAUUUCGCUACCGGUAGCCAUGACUUCGUCAGAAGUGACGCCAUCGUUGACUGGAGCAUCUGUGGCUAUUCUAGGUACCUUAGAGGCUACCUCACGUCAUUGCACCAACGCCACAGGAAAAAUAGCACCGUUGACUUCACAGAAGAUGCACCGAACCAUACCAUCUGAUAAAAUUAACCUACGUUUAAUUCUCGUUAGUGGCAAAACCAAAGAAUUUAUAUUUAAUCCAUCAGAUUCUGCUGGUGAUAUUGCACAAACAGUAUUCGAUAAUUGGCCAACUGAUUGGACGCGUGAAGCCGUUUCUAAGGCUGAAAUUUUACGUUUGAUUUAUCAGGGACGUUUUCUUCAUUGCAAUGUAACGUUAGGAGCGCUGGGACUUCCAUUAGGCAAGACGACUGUUAUGCAUUUAGUGCCUCGUGAUAAUUUGCCUGAACCCAAUUCGCAAGAUCAAAGACAAAAGAGUAAAGGCGGUUCUGGAAGUUGCUGUUCAACAACGUGCUGCAUUUUGUAACUAAUUUUAUAUAUAAAAUAAAUUACUUAAAUGAAUGGAUGAUAAAAGACGAAAAUAGAAAAUAGUUUUUGUGCAGUCAUGAAAAUUAAGGAAUGAAAAAAACAAACUCCGUUUUGUUGGAAAUAUUAUUGUAUAUAAGGAAUAUAUUUUAUUUAUGCGAACUAUAAAUACGGGUAUUUGUAAGCAGAAGCUAAAUGCAAAAUGCUUAUUAUGUUCUACGCUGUAAUAGUCUGCAUAAAAACGUAUAAAAUGUAAAAUAUUACUACAAUACAAAAUAUGUUGAUCAAUCUUUACUGUAAACUUAAUUGAAAAAAGAAAAGAUCUUUAUGCACUAACUAAACAAUAUGUAAUAAGAUAAUUAAACCAAA
Messenger RNA from Drosophila persimilis, 1300 nucleotides. RefSeq lists its product as uncharacterized. NCBI's taxonomy places the organism in Eukaryota, Metazoa, Arthropoda, Insecta, Diptera, Drosophilidae. The record is from RefSeq and is a predicted model, not a curated record. Gene Ontology annotation, molecular function: protein binding. The transcript has 4 exons. Bases 66 to 932 code for a protein of 288 amino acids.